AACUUUGAAGUCAGCCUUUUCGAAUGGCCUCUUCAGCAAACAUGGUACUUGGAUUUAUGCUCUUAUUAGCUUCAGCAUCAAGUACUAACAACUCGCCCAGAAAUAACAUCAUAGACGAAGACAAUGCGGCUGACCUCAAGGAUUUACUCCACUCAUCGAUGCAGAGCAUAAUCUUACUGAACGACCUCGUUACCAAGCUCACGGAAAAAGUUGUUGAUCUGACCAUCUCAUUUGCCGAUACCAAAGCUGAUAUGCGAAACCUGAAGACCACAGUUGAGGAAGAGAGGGCGAACCUGAAGACCACAGUUGAGGAAGAGAGGGCGAACCUGAAGACCACAGUUGAGGAAAAAAUGACGGACCUGAAGACUACAGUCGAGGAAGAUAUGGCGAACCUAAAGACCACAGUUGAUAGUGAAAUGGCGAACCUGAACACCACAGUUGAGGAAGAGAUGGCGGACCUAAAGACCACAGUUGAGAAAGAUAUGGCGGACCUGAAGACUACAGUCGAGGAAGAUAGGGCAGACCUAAAAGCUACCCCUAGGGAGGUGAUGAUAGUGAGUGAGGAGGAAGAAGCAGGUGAGGCUAGAUGUGCUAGAGUAUGUGCUGGAACCACUGGUCGAGGCACCACCAGUUGGAUUGAAUAUUCUUCUACCGGUAUCCAGUUGAGUGUGGACAUUAGCGACUGCGGGUUUGUCAAGGUACCAACUGUCACUACCUCGGUUGAGGGAAAAGGUUAUCAUUGGAAAGCUACCGGUCUUGCUGCAGUCUACCACACAACCACAACAUCUUUUAAUAUGAAUGUAGAUGGACCAGUAUCAGGGUACGAUCCUCAGGAUGGAAACGCUGAGUCCUGGGGUUGGAAUGUAGAAUGGAUAUCUGUUGGAUACAUCUGCUAAUUCAAACUGAUAAGAACCAAACCCUAGACCUCUUCUGGUGGGAUUGUUUGAUUAUUGACUUGGCGAAUAUUCUGAUAAAAAGGGUUUUUGAUCGUGUUUCUUUCUUGCAUGAUAUAAUCUAAAAGGUCAUGACCUAUCUUCUUUUACAUCUAAUACUAUAACUAUUGCUGGAUAAAAGUAAUUACUGGCCAAGUCGUCACGUUUAAUUACUUGCAAUCGCCUUCAUCGUUUUAAGAGUAUCAUGUUUUUAUUUUACGGUUGAUAAUUUGUUGAUAUUUUAGCUAGGAGAAAGCACAACGAACUUUUAGCGCCGAUUCAAAGCUUUUAAAGUGAAUUCUACUGGAAGUUUAUUCAUACGAAUAAGUUUAACUGGCGAUGGUUCCAGCGCUAAUCAAUUAAAUUCUGUUAGUCAUCUA
This is a messenger RNA of Bolinopsis microptera, 1312 nucleotides long. RefSeq lists its product as uncharacterized. The transcript is spliced from 2 exons. The record is from RefSeq and is a predicted model, not a curated record. Lineage: Eukaryota; Metazoa; Ctenophora; Tentaculata; Lobata; Bolinopsidae. Bases 24 to 896 code for a protein of 290 amino acids.